Messenger RNA from Plodia interpunctella (Indianmeal moth), 3255 nucleotides. Its product is annotated as V-type proton ATPase catalytic subunit A. The record is from RefSeq and is a predicted model, not a curated record. The transcript has 14 exons. Bases 154 to 2007 code for a protein of 617 amino acids. Gene Ontology annotation, cellular component: proton-transporting V-type ATPase, V1 domain; lysosomal membrane. NCBI's taxonomy places the organism in Eukaryota, Metazoa, Arthropoda, Insecta, Lepidoptera, Pyralidae. Gene Ontology annotation, molecular function: proton-transporting ATPase activity, rotational mechanism; ATP hydrolysis activity; ATP binding. Gene Ontology annotation, biological process: proton transmembrane transport; ATP metabolic process.
AAAUCAAUAUAAAACGAUGCAUAGACAAGAAAUCAUAGAGUUCAGGUCAGCUGACUUAAUUUUUAUCAUUGGUCUUGUGAUAAGUUGUGGAUCUCCGCCAUUCUCAGUUGGUCUAUUCCGUCUUUCUCUUCCUAUAAAGACUAAUCUCUCAAGAUGGCGAACAAGACCGGUUUGAAGACGAUCGCCAAUGAGGAGAAAGAAGACAAGUUUGGAUAUGUAUUCGCUGUGUCCGGUCCCGUCGUAACGGCGGAAAAAAUGGCCGGCUCGGCUAUGUACGAGCUGGUGCGCGUCGGAUACAACGAGCUGGUGGGCGAGAUCAUCCGCCUCGAGGGGGACCUCGCCACCAUCCAGGUAUAUGAAGAAACAUCGGGUGUGACCGUCGGCGACCCGGUGCUCCGCACAGGCAAGCCGUUGUCCGUGGAACUGGGCCCUGGUAUCUUGGGCUCCAUCUUUGACGGGAUCCAGCGUCCUCUGAAGGACAUCAAUGAGCUCACACAGUCCAUUUACAUCCCGAAGGGUAUCAACGUGCCUUGUUUGGCCAGAGAACACGAUUGGGAGUUCAACCCGCUCAACAUUAAGGUGGGGUCGCACAUCACGGGCGGAGACCUGUACGGCAUCGUGCACGAGAACACGCUCGUGAAGCACAAGAUGCUGAUGCCGCCGCGGGCCAAGGGUACUGUCACGUACAUCGCUCCCUCCGGCAACUACAAAGUUACCGACGUGGUGCUGGAAACAGAGUUCGACGGCACCAAGACGCAGUACACGAUGCUGCAAGUGUGGCCGGUGCGGCAGCCGCGGCCCGUCACCGAGAAGAUGCCCGCCAACCAUCCGCUGCUCACCGGACAGCGGGUGCUGGACUCUCUGUUCCCUUGCGUGCAGGGCGGCACCACCGCCAUCCCCGGCGCCUUCGGCUGCGGCAAGACUGUCAUCUCGCAGGCGCUGUCCAAGUACUCCAACUCUGACGUCAUCAUCUACGUCGGCUGCGGGGAGCGUGGUAACGAGAUGUCAGAAGUAUUGCGUGACUUCCCCGAGCUGACGGUGGAGAUCGACGGAGUGACGGAGUCCAUCAUGAAGCGCACGGCGCUCGUCGCCAACACCUCCAACAUGCCCGUGGCCGCCAGGGAGGCUUCCAUUUACACUGGCAUCACGCUGUCGGAGUACUUCCGCGACAUGGGCUACAACGUGUCCAUGAUGGCGGACUCGACGUCGCGCUGGGCGGAGGCGCUGCGGGAGAUCUCGGGGCGGCUGGCGGAGAUGCCGGCGGACUCCGGCUACCCCGCCUACCUCGGCGCUCGUCUCGCUUCCUUCUACGAGCGUGCUGGGCGCGUGCAGUGUCUCGGCAACCCCGACCGCGAGGGGUCGGUGUCCAUCGUGGGCGCCGUGUCGCCGCCCGGCGGAGACUUCUCCGACCCGGUGACGUCGGCCACGCUCGGCAUCGUGCAGGUCUUCUGGGGGCUGGACAAGAAGCUGGCGCAGAGGAAACACUUCCCCUCCAUCAACUGGCUCAUCUCAUACAGCAAGUACAUGCGCGCGCUGGAUGACUUCUACGACAAGAACUACCCCGAAUUCGUACCCCUCAGGACUAAGGUGAAGGAGAUCAUGCAAGAGGAGGAGGAUCUGUCGGAGAUCGUGCAGCUCGUGGGCAAGGCGUCGCUGGCGGAGACCGACAAGAUCACGCUGGAGGUGGCCAAGCUGCUGAAGGACGACUUCCUGCAGCAGAACAGCUACUCGGCGUACGACCGCUUCUGCCCGUUCUACAAGACGGUGGGCAUGUUGCGCAACAUCAUCGCCUUCUACGACAUGUCGCGGCACGCGGUGGAGGCCACGGCGCAGUCCGACAACAAGGUCACCUGGAACGUCAUCCGCGACGCCAUGGGCAGCGUCCUCUACCAGCUCUCCUCCAUGAAGUUCAAGGACCCAGUGAAAGACGGCGAGGCUAAGAUCAAAGCAGACUUCGACCAACUCUUAGAAGAUAUGUCGGCGGCCUUCCGCAACAUCGAGGAUUAGAUAUAUACAUAAAUAUAUAUAGCCACCCCACGCUGUCACGGUGACCGCGCAAAACUAAACCGUGAUCCAACGAAGUAAAGCCCCAUUUUGAAUGACAAGUGAUAUGUAAGGCGUUAUUUUAUUAAGUGUUGAUAAAUAUAAAAUCAAGAGAUUUAUUCUUUUUCGCUGUUUUCGUUUAUACUGUAUGUAAUAAUGAAAUAACGUUAAACUGAUAGAUAACCGUUGAUCGGUGAAAUUCGCCAAGGAAGCGCGGUCGACGAAACAGCGUAUUGUUAAUACAUAGUUGUAAUAUAAUUUAUGUGUUACGAACAUCUACGUAGAGUGCAUAGGUCUGUAUUACUCGCAAUCAAAUUGAUUCCAUUUGUUGAAAAUCUGCGUAUCGUAGGAUUCCUGCGGUUGCGGCGCGCGGUUGUACAUAGACGAAGUGAUGAAUCCAUGCCAUAGAGACGCGGAGUGCCGCGUUCACACGGAGUUAGUGGCUUAGUGAUUGGAUUGCUACUUUAUGACCAAAUUGGAGUAUGAUUCAGUGGAAAAAAAUUCUACUGUGGAGUUUUUUGAGUCGAUAACUUGACUGUUCAAUUAUCUAAUAACUCAUGUAAGUCCAUGUGAACGCGGCAUGCGAAGCGCGCCGCAGACUCGCGACUCGUCAUUCAACUAGUUGUUAUUUAUAUUAUUAAAUAAUAAAGUAUAUUCUAUUUAUACAUUAACAAUGAAUUAUUUCGCCAAUUGAUAUUUUGCAGUGUGUGUUGAGGUGGCACCAGUACCCUGUUGCAUUCCACGGUUAUUUUAGUACAGAAUAAUUGUUGUAUCUGCCGCUUCGACGAUUAUUUAACCGACUUCAAAAGGAGGAGGUUCUAUGUUACAGUAUUAAGGCCGUUUAGAAUUGGUUUGCGCUUUGACUAAAGUCCGAUGAGCGGUUAUUUCGGAAAAUAGAAACUUCAAAAUUUUGGCAACCGAUUAGACUACGGCAACCACUUUCCAUCAGACCGUAUCCUUAUAUUUAACUAUAUUACUAUUGAGGAGAUAUUUUUACUAUCGUAAUCCCUACAUGAUAUAAGUCGAGUCGAAGCGUAAAACCAAAAUUACAUCUAAGAUUACGUAACGUUAGCGAGUCAAACAUUCGCUUUUUAUCUGUAGACAUCAGAUGUGUACAAAAUAUAAUCGCAAUAAAUAUUGUUUGGUUUUUGUGACGUUGAGUGUUGAGAGGAGACGAAAGUUACUAUAAAUAAUAAAGUUUUGAAAAAUUGA